This is a messenger RNA of Dentiscutata erythropus, 387 nucleotides long. NCBI's taxonomy places the organism in Eukaryota, Fungi, Glomeromycota, Glomeromycetes, Diversisporales, Gigasporaceae. The record is from the annotation of a GenBank genome assembly.
AUGAAGUAUGAAAUGUUAGAUGAUUUUUCCAAUUCAAAAAAUGGUUUCUUUACUAGCGAAUCAACUAUUCAUAAACAAAAGGUUAUAUUAAAAAAGAUUGCUAAGCUUAAAAAGAGAAUCUCUGAACUUGAAGAUAUUUUUAUGGUGAAGGAAGUUACACCAAAAAAUAAAGUAAAAAAGGGGUAUAUUAUUGUAGAUGAAUCUUCUGAUGAUAAAACAAUAAAAAAAGCGAAAAAUAGACAAAUUAUAAAUAACUUUUCUAGUAACAAUGCUAAAAAAGAACUAUUAAACCAAUUAAAACAAAGUUGCCAACAAUUCUCUGAUGAUAUUGAAUUUUUUAGUGAUGAUCCCGAACAGAUAAAAGUUAUUGUUCAAAUAAAUAUUUAA